Molecule: messenger RNA, 1913 nt
Organism: Mesocricetus auratus (golden hamster)
Lineage: Eukaryota; Metazoa; Chordata; Mammalia; Rodentia; Cricetidae
Gene: Tslig3b
Product: family with sequence similarity 98 member B
Exons: 8
Coding region: 80-1375 (431 amino acids)
Cellular component (GO): tRNA-splicing ligase complex
Source: RefSeq, a predicted model, not a curated record
CUGCCCCGGAACCUUGGCGUGAUGACGCUGGUUUCCGGCGGGAUUUUUAGAGUGACGAACAGUUUUGGACCAAGCGACCAUGAGAGGCCCAGAGCUCGGGCCCCAAACAAGCAUGGAGGGGGACGUACUGGACACCCUGGAGGCCCUGGGGUAUAAGGGUCCAUUGUUAGAGGAGCAGGCGCUCUCCAAGGCAGCAGAGAGUGGACUGUCUUCACCUGAGUUUUCGGAGCUCUGCGUUUGGUUAGGCUCUCAAAUAAAGUCCUUGUGCAACUUGGAAGAAAGCAUCACUUCUGCCGGGAGAGAUGACCUAGAGAGCUUCCAGCUUGAGAUAAGUGGAUUUUUAAAAGAGAUGGCCUGUCCGUACUCGGUACUCGUAUCGGGAGAUAUUAAAGACCGCCUCACGACGAAGGAUGACUGCUUGAAACUUCUGUUGUUUUUAAGUACAGAACUUCAAGCUUUACAGAUAUUGCAGAAGAAGAAACAUAAAAAUUCUCAGUUAGAUAAAAACAGCGAAAUUUGCCAGGAAGUUCAAGCUGUGUGUGAUGCCCUUGGGGUCCCCAAGUCAAACACUUCUGACAUUCCACUCCUACUGAGCCAAGUGGAAUCAAAGGUGAAGGAUAUUCUCUCUAAAGUCCAGAAAAACCAUGUGGGAAAACCACUGCUAAAGGUUGAUUUAAGUUCAGAACAGGCAGAAAAACUGGAAAGAAUCAAUGAUGCUCUUUCCUGUGAAUAUGAAUGCCGCCGGCGGAUGUUAAUGAAACGGCUGGAUGUGACUGUGCAGUCGUUUGGGUGGUCUGAUAGAGCGAAGGCAAAAACAGAUAAUAUAGCAAGAAUUUACCAGCCCAAGCGGUAUGCCUUGUCGCCCAAGACAACAGUCACGUUGGCACAUCUACUGGCUGCCCGUGAGGAUCUGUCUAAGAUCAUCAGGACAAGCAGUGGCAUCAACCGGGAGAAGACAGCAUGUGCCAUUAAUAAGGUGCUUAUGGGCAGGGUGCCUGACAGGGGAGGACGGCCGAACGAGAUUGAACCCCCACCCCCUGAAAUGCCCCCUUGGCAGAAGAGACAAGAAGGCGGAGGGAGGGGUGGUUGGGGUGGUGGAGGUGGAGGUGGUGGUCGAGGAGGCGGUGGGGGUGGAAGAGGAGGAUGGGGUGGUGGAGGAGGAUGGGGAGGGGGUGGAGGAGGGGGAGGAGGGUGGGGAGGAGGUGGAGGAGGUGGAGGUGGUAGAGGAGGUUUCCAGGGCAGGGGAGAUUAUGGUGGGAGAGGAGAUUAUGGUGGGCGGGGGGGCUAUGGUGGGCGAGGGGGCUAUGGUGGAAGAGGUUAUGGAGAUCCAUAUGGAGGAGGAGGAGGAGGAGGAGGUGGGUAUAGAAGAUACUGAAGACUGCACAUGUUAGAGCACUGCUUACUAGUACAAUGUAGUGAUAGUGUUCCGAGGAGCAUACUUGAACAUCACCCUGAGGUAGAUCAUGGUAGUGUCUCUGAGGGUGGCACUCUUGAAUACAGAAGACCGUUUUAUACCACCAGGUGACCCUGCAACAUGAUGUUUUCCAUAUUCUGUGUACUCCAGCAUGCUGUGUCUUUUUAAAAAGAAAAAAAAAACCACCCAAAACUAUUUUUAAAAAUGUAAAUAUUUAUUACCAGCAACUUGGAAAAUGGAAUGUAUUUUAUUGUCAUGAUUGAAUUUAGACUGUAAACUGGUAUUUUGUUUAGGGUUGAAACACAAAUGACCCUCACCUGAAAUAGAAAGGAAUCUAGACCUUUGUUUUAUUUGUAUUCCUGUGGACCUGCCCUAUAUUGUUGAUUCUAUUUUACAAAACAGAGAAAGUGUCUAAUAUUUGUGCUUAGUAGGCAGUUGUCAUUUUUUAAUAGGAUGAAAUUCCUGCAGUUAGGUUUUUAUUAAAUUUCUGUUAACUAAA